This is a messenger RNA of Akanthomyces muscarius, 915 nucleotides long. RefSeq lists its product as uncharacterized. Gene Ontology annotation, biological process: transmembrane transport. The transcript is spliced from 9 exons. Bases 1 to 915 code for a protein of 304 amino acids. Lineage: Eukaryota; Fungi; Ascomycota; Sordariomycetes; Hypocreales; Cordycipitaceae. The record is from RefSeq and is a predicted model, not a curated record.
AUGGUUGAGGAAAAGCCCCUUCCCUUCCAGUACCAGUUCGCCGCCGGCGCCAUUGCCGGUGUCUCUGAGAUUCUGGUUAUGUACCCAUUGGACGUUGUCAAGACCCGAGUUCAAUUGCAAACUGGCGCCGUUACCGGUGACACCUACAAUGGCAUGGUCGACUGCUUCCGCAAGAUUAUCAAGAAUGAAGGCUUCUCCCGCCUGUAUCGCGGCAUCUCUGCCCCCAUCCUUAUGGAGGCGCCCAAGCGUGCCACCAAGUUCGCUGCCAACGACGAAUGGGGCAAGGUCUACCGCAAGAUGUUUGGUGUCAACCAGAUGAACCAGUCGCUCUCCAUCCUGACAGGUGCCACGGCCGGUGCCACCGAGUCCUUCGUCGUCGUUCCCUUUGAGCUUGUCAAGAUUCGUCUCCAGGACAAGGCCUCGGCCGGCAAGUACAAGGGCAUGGUCGACUGCGUCGUCAAGACAAUCCGCAACGAGGGCGUCCUCACCAUGUAUCAGGGUCUCGAGUCCACCAUGUGGCGUCACAUUCUCUGGAACGCCGGUUACUUUGGCUGCAUUUUCCAGGUCCGCCAGAUGCUUCCCCAGGCCGACACCAAGAGCGGCAAGAUGACCAACGACCUCAUCUCCGGUGCCGUUGGUGGUACUGUCGGUACCAUCCUCAACACUCCUCUGGACGUCGUCAAGAGCAGAAUUCAAAACACCCCCAAGGUGGCCGGUCAGAUCCCCAAGUACAACUGGGCCUUCCCCGGUGUGGCCACCGUCUUCAAGGAGGAGGGCUUCGGCGCUCUCUACAAGGGAUUCCUCCCCAAGGUUCUCCGUCUUGGUCCCGGAGGUGGUAUUCUCCUUGUUGUCUUCACCACCGUCAUGGAUACUUUCCGCCAGUGGCAAACUCGCCAGUGCCCUUCAGAGCUUUGA